Molecule: messenger RNA, 2814 nt
Organism: Pseudogymnoascus verrucosus
Lineage: Eukaryota; Fungi; Ascomycota; Leotiomycetes; Thelebolales; Thelebolaceae
Exons: 2
Coding region: 464-2131 (555 amino acids)
Source: RefSeq, a predicted model, not a curated record
CAUCCUUACCAUCCUUACCAUCCUUACCAUCCUUCCCGUUGCUUCGUACUACCACCACGACUACCACGACUACACGACUCCACCAACUGCACCAUCCACCAACUGCACCACCGCAACACACGCACCACGCACCCCAUAACCCAUACCCAUACCAUCCAAACUCUCGUGUCUCUCUCUAUUGAUUGUGUGUGUGCGUGCCUGUGCCUGUCCUGUGCGCCUAUGCUUGGCUUCGCUGUCUCUCCUCUUCUCCGUUCCCUCCCACUUCCACUUCCACUUCUUCUACCUCCUCUUCUUCUCCACUGAUCUUCCUUUCCACCUCUCACUCGCCAUGGUCGCAAGUGCCAUGUCGCCUCUCCACAAUCGUUAACCUCCUCAUACAUUGCGGAGAGAGUGAGUAGAGACAGACACCAAAACGACAAGAGAGACAAGAGACAAAAGAAAGUCACCACACCCGCGCGCCAUCAUGGCCGACACCGACGAGGCCCCUUCAUUCCUUCAGGACGCCCUCGCAGAGACCGUUCAUCGCGAACACACCGAACAUAUCGACAAUCGCGGAAACAGACACACCCACGCACGUUUCCACCAACGGCGAGCCCACGUCCACGAUGCCGCCCACGUCCACGAUGCCGCCCACGUCCACGAGCGACAGGAUGCCGCUCAAGCAUCAACACCACCAAACAAAACCGUUACGGCAGUCGUCCAGACCGUGUCUGUAGUCCGCCAGGUCGCCGUCGACGGCGAGGGCAAUACAAUCUCCGAAUCUGUUGCGACAUACACGGCAAAUACUGGUAGUGUGAAUGGUGAUACUCGCGCGACUGCUGCUCCCGGUGCCCCUCCCCCAAACGGAGAUGCCACAGGUGAUAGCACGACUGCUGCUCCCGCAGUUCCUGUCCCCGUCCCGAGCGACACAGCCAGUGCCACAUCGCAGCCGACAGGACCUCCGUCUUCAGAUCUCCCCACGGAUGUCCCUACGAAUAUUCCCUCGUCUACAGAUACCCCUACGGAUAUUCCCUCGAGCACUGUUGAACCAGUCCCUCCGCCACCACCGAUUACCCCGUUCCCCGAGACAACUGCUACACCCUUACCAGCAGACGUACCGUCAUUUUCGUCGCUCACACCAGUGAACGGGACUGUCGCAGCAGGAAAGAGUGCACAUGGGGUUCCUGCAUUCGCAUCUUUACAUAACAAUACAGCAACUUCCCAUACCCUGUCAGGCCUGGCCGCGACCUCAGCUCACCACAAGAACGGAAACGGCGUAUACAUAUCUGUGUACACAAACGCCUAUGGCGAUCUGGUUACAACAACAUACCUAUCAUCAGCCGGUGCAACAGCAACCGCAACAGGGGUAGCAUACGGCGCACCAGGAUCUGGCACUGGCAGCGGCACUGGAACCGGCAGCUCCUCCGGCGACGAAGCCUUGGGCGCUUCGAACGGCGAUUCCAACGACCCUCCCCCGACCCCCGUAGUCGUCGGCUCAGUUGUCGGCAGUCUAGCAGGCGUGACCCUAAUCGCCUUCCUCGUCAUGCUCCUCCUCCGCUGGAAGCGACGCCAACAAGGCGGCGUCCAGCUCGGCAACGGCCGCGACCUCACCUCGCCCGACCCCUCCAGCGGCGCUGCCACAACAGGCCCUAUGUCCAUGGUCCGCCGCGCCUCGCUCUUCACCGUCCCCGCCGCACUCGCCGUCCUGACGGGCCAAAACCGCAAAUCACAAGCCACCCACUCCACGGCAGACAGCCACCGCAGCUUCGUCCGCGUCUCAGGGCGCAAGCUACCCUCUGUCCUUACCUCGGGGGGCAACGGCUACGAAGACCCCUUCUCGGACCGCCAGCAGGACCCCUUCGCCGAUCCGCAUUUGAGCGAUACCUCCUUCUACCGCGACUCGCGCGGCUUCUACGGCGGAACGGGAUACCCCGCGUCGCCUACCUCGGCUGGGCUACCGUCCUCGCCGCUGAAUGAUAGGGCGCCGAGGUCACCUGGGACGGGGUACCAGGCGCAUAUCUCGGCAGACUCGAGGACAGAGCCUCUCGUCAGUAUUAACGCAUCCCCGCCGCUGCCGAUGCCGGAUGCGCUGGGGCGGUCGCACCCGUCGAGGGAUGGGAGCCGCAACUCGAGGUUCACGGAGGAGGUGUAGAUUGCCGCUUGAGCUGGCCUGGUCACACUGCCUGCUGGGUGGGACUCUUUUUACAUUUUAUACCACGUUUUUUUACGUGCGGGAUUACACACCACAGCAGCGCUGGAGAAUAUAGCUGGGAAUGUACAGCGUACACGAGUUACACACACACCUUCGACAAAGAAACGAACACAAUAAAGCCCGUCUAUGAGACGUGGCUCACUCACUAUCUUUAAAAACAUCACACUCGGAGUUCAGGGAUCUUUACCUUUUUUUAGUUAAUCAUUUGGGCGUUUGCGAUACCAGCGGACGCUAUGUUCAUGUAUUGGGGAACUUUUUUUUACUUACUUCUUCUUCUUCGCCAUUUUUGCGGGGGGUUCAAAGAGAGAAGACGUUUUCUUGCUCGUCUGACAACUCCCCCCCUAACAACAACAACAAUAACUUUACUCACGCCCACUUCCCCGAAUGCAAACGGCACAAAAGCGACGCGCUAUGAUCAUGGUUUACCUUAUGUCCUCUUGGUCUGGCACCCUCGUUUGUUUUUGGUUUUUUUAGGCAAGAUUUUUCUUGCGAGGUUCGAAAAGGGGAGGGAUGUGGGAAGGGUGGGGUUUGAGGUGUAUGUGAUGGAUGUAUGGAUGGAAGUGUUGGUGGAUGGUGGGUGGGGGACUGGAUAUAAGAUGGGAUUGUAUGGGAUGGUGUUGGGA